UCUAUGAAUGAGGUAAGAGGUCAACCAAACAGUAUGGCGGCCUAGCAGACGAGACAGGUUGCAUUUUCUGUUAUUUGCGCGGAUUUAUCGUUCACUUCAGCUAAUAUAUGAUCAACUGUUGUCACAAGGGAUUCACCUUCGACAAUCGAAGUGAUCGCUUUGGGGAAAGUUGCCGAAUUAUUGUCUGGGGAUGUUAAAAAGCCGUUUAGCAUGGCAAACUGAAGAUUUGAAAGAACUCGCGCUCGCACUAGUACAAAAAUCAAGAUCCCCUUCAAACUCAGCGUGCUUAUGCCUGGAGAGCGAUGAUCAAUGGCAGAUUCCACCAAAGCGUUUUGUGAGGGGGAGGCAGCAUGGGAAGAUAUGGAAGGUCCCACUAAUUCCUUCGGCAGCGAAAGCUUCGCAGACUUCAUCAAAGUUCGGCGCAUACCUAACCAGAACAUCGUCCACAGGCUGCGGCAGAGAGAGACGCACGCUGCCUUCCCGGGCACCAACUGGCACAUAGCUCGCUCCUUUCACCAAAACCUGUUCCCCAACUUCACCAUCGUCAAUGUCGAAAAGCCGCCAUGUUUUCUGCGAAAGUUUUCACCAGACGGGAAGCACUUUAUUGCCUUCUCCUCUGACCAGACUUCGAUAGAGAUCUACAAAUUCCGAGGCUCGCACGCAGCAGAGAACAUUCUGUUCAGUCGGGAGGGGGAAUUGCUGUCUGGAACAGAUGCCAGCAACGACGCUGCUCAGAUCCGGGCGUGCUUGUUUGACACCUUCUUUGAACUCAUGCACACCACAAGCGUGGCGCCGAACGGGGAGCAUCUGAACAGAGAGUGCAGCCUCUUCACGGAGGACAGCAGAUACGUCAUUGUUGGAUCGGCCAUGUAUGUCCCCGAGGAACCGUAUCCGUACUUCUUCGACAUGUACCAGAAUAACGAAUCAGUAGCCCCCAACCCCCGAUCUCCGCUCGAGGACUACUCCCUCCACAUAGUGGACAUGCACACAGGUAGGCUGUGCGACACAAAACAGUUCAAGUGCGACAAAAUCUUCCUCUCGCACAACCAGGGUCUCUACUUGUACAGGAACAUCCUCGCCGUGCUGUCGGUUCAGCAGCAGACCGUCCACAUAUUCCACAUCGGGGAGGACGGCUACUUUGUCGGAGUUCGGAGCAUCGGAAGGUUCUGCUACGAGGACGACGAGUUGAUGCUGUCUCACGUCAGGCAGGAGUUCAACCCGACGCAGCAACAGGUCCGCCCGUUCAGGGAGACCGCCAUCAACUGCCUGAAGCACCGGCUGCUGGUGUUCCUCUACAGCAGGGCGAAGCAGGACGGGUCCCCCUUCGCCCUGCGGCAGUUUUUCCAGUACUUUGACCAGUUCUGCAUGCUGAGGAUGUGGAAGAUGCAGCUGCUUGACGAGAACCAUCUUCUCAUUAAGUACGCCAGCGAGGAUGUGGUGACGCUACGCGUCCAGGACCCAAACUCACAGCCUUCGUUCUUCGUGGUCUACGACAUGAUGUCGACGAACGUUGUGGCGGUGUUUGAGAACACGUCAGAAGAGCUGUUGGAGCUGUUUGAGAACUUCUGUGACCUGUUCAGGAACGCCUCCCUCCACUCGCAGCCCGUCCACUUCACAUGCUCUGCCUCAAGCAACAUCUACGCUCGACAGAUACAGAGAAGAUUUAAACACACCAUCAUCCAUGCUAAGUACGGUGGUCAGACGGAGGCAGUGAAGCGCCUGCUUGCCCAGCUGCCCAUCAGUGCCCAGUCCUAUAGCAGCAGUCCCUACCUCGACCUCUCGCUCUUCAGCUACGACGACAAGUGGGUGUCGGUCAUGGAGAGACCAAAGGCUUGCGGGGACCAUCCCAUCAGGUUCUACGCCAGAGACUCCGGUCUGCUGAAGUUUAAGAUCCAGGCGGGGAUGCCAGGCCGUCAGACCCCGCCCACCGCGCGCCGCCUGGUUGCUUUUACGUUCCACCCGUACGAGCCGUUCGCCAUCUCCGUACAGAGAACAAACGCUGAAUAUGUAGUUAAUUUUCACGUCAGACACUGUCCCUCAGACUAAUAUAUUUCUGUGUAAUGAAUGUUGUUGGUGCUACGGUUUUAGCCACUCCAAUGUAAUUUUUGGGUUCUCGGAUUUGAGAAUAAAAGCUUAUCGGAAAUAACAAAAUUAAAACAAAGCCGGAGAAGCAGGUUUGUGCCUUGGUGCUCUCAGUUUUAUGCAAUGAUAUUCAAUUUUAUACAAUCAUAUUCAAGUUUUCUUCCCUGCCCUCGAUAUUGUUUACUGUAUUCUGGGUUCUUGGAUUAGAAAAGUACGCUCAUCUGGAAUAACCUAAUGAAAACAAAGACUGAGGACCGGGUUUGUGCCUUGUUGCACCCAGUUUUAUGCAGUACACUGAAUAUACUUUCACCUUAAAAACUGAGAACCAAGAAAAUAGAUUGGUGUGUCGUUGCUUUAUUCUUGAAGGAAGGAGUUCUAUCAGUUGUGUAGUGUAUUUUUUGAUGUUCAUAUCUUUUUCCUGUGCCAUUUGCAACUUAAGUGAUAACUGUACCACUUCUUACAUGCCACACAUUUCAAUUCAAUGUAUGUGUAUUGCUGUACUGUUGUAACUUGAUGUUUUUUAUCUAUGGAGUUUUAUGAGGUAGCCUGUGUUAUACAAACUCUUGCUGCCAGGUGCUAAAAUUUAUCCUGCCUACCAGUCGAGCAAGCUGCUAGGAGCAUGAUUUAGGCAGGCUAUUUUAAGACAUAGUUGAGUACAUUUAAGUCCAACACAUCUUAUGUAUGCAUUCCAUGGUUCAAUCUUC
Messenger RNA from Branchiostoma floridae (Florida lancelet), 2786 nucleotides. Its product is annotated as DET1 homolog. Gene Ontology annotation, biological process: protein ubiquitination; positive regulation of proteasomal ubiquitin-dependent protein catabolic process. The transcript is spliced from 4 exons. Bases 310 to 2046 code for a protein of 578 amino acids. Lineage: Eukaryota; Metazoa; Chordata; Leptocardii; Amphioxiformes; Branchiostomatidae. Gene Ontology annotation, cellular component: cullin-RING ubiquitin ligase complex; nucleus. Gene Ontology annotation, molecular function: ubiquitin-like ligase-substrate adaptor activity; ubiquitin protein ligase binding. The record is from RefSeq and is a predicted model, not a curated record.